Messenger RNA from Haliotis rufescens (red abalone), 1512 nucleotides. RefSeq names its product prion-like-(Q/N-rich) domain-bearing protein 25. The transcript is spliced from 5 exons. The record is from RefSeq and is a predicted model, not a curated record. Bases 1 to 1512 code for a protein of 503 amino acids. NCBI's taxonomy places the organism in Eukaryota, Metazoa, Mollusca, Gastropoda, Lepetellida, Haliotidae.
AUGAAACGCGCCCCAAGCCCUCCAUGGCAUCUGUGGGAGAAGGCUGAAAAGGGGUACGGGAUCAAGUUUACCAGAACGGUGGAGCAGGACCCAUAUGCAGUAACAAUCAUGUGUGUCAAGGCCUCCUGCAUCUGGAGACAUGAUGACGUCAGGACAAGCACGGCUACUGACACUUCUCGAAACAACUACACGCACAAGCAAAGCUACUGCCACUGUCUAAACAACUACACGGACAAGCAGAACUACUGCCACUGUCUAAACAACUACACGGACAAGCAGAACUACUGCCAGUGUCUAAACAACUACACGGACAAGUACGGCUACUGCCACUGUCUAAACAACUACACGGACAAGUACGGCUACUGCCACUGUCUAAACAACUACACGGACAAACACUGUCUAAACAACUACACGGACAAGCAGAACUACUGCCAGUGUCUAAACAACUACACGGACAAGCAGAACUACUGCCAGGGUCUUAACAACUACACGGACAAGUACGGCUACUGCCACUGUCUAAACAACUACACGGAUAAGUACGGCUACUGCCACUGUCUAAACAACUACACGGACAAGUACGGCUACUGCCACUGUCUAAACAACUACAUGGACAAGUACGGCUACUGCCACUGUCUAAACAACUACACGGACAAGUACGGCUACUGCCACUGUCUAAACAACUACACGGACAAGCACGGCGACUGCCACUGUCUAAACAGAUACACGGACAAGCACGGCUUGUGCCACUAUCUAAAGAACUACACGGGCAAGCACGGCUACUGUCACUGUCUAAACACCUACGCGGAGAAGCACGGCUACUGUCACUGUCUAAACAACUACGCGGAGAAGCACGGCUACUGUCACUGUCUAAACAACUACAUAGAUAAGCACGGCUACUGUCACUGUCUAAACAACUACACGGGCAAGCACGGCUACUGCCACUGUCUAAACACCUACGCGGAGAAGCACGGCUACUGUCACUGUCUAAACAACUACGCGGAGAAGCACGGCUACUGUCACUGUCUAAACAACUACAUAGAUAAGCACGGCUACUGUCACUGUCUAAACAACUACACGGGCAAGCACGGCUACUGUCACUGUCUAAACAACAACACGGACAAGCACGGCUACUGUCACUGUCUAAACAACUACGUCUACAGCCACGGCUACUGUCACUGUCUAAACAACUACAUAGACAAGCACGGCUACUGUCACUGUCUUAACAACUCCACGGGCAAGCACGGCUACUGCCACUGUCUAAACAACUACACGGGCAAGCACGGCUACUGUUACUGUCUAAACAAAUACGCGGAGAAGCACGGCUACUGUCACUGUUUAAACAGCUACACGGGCAAGCACGGCUACUGUCACUGUCUAGGCAACUACAUAGACAAACACGGCUACUGCCACUGUCUAAACUACUACACGGGCAAAAACGGAAGGUCAAUUACAAGUGAUGACCUCUUCAAAAUAUUUCCCUUUCUCAGGGUGACAAUUAAACGGAAGACAUGA